AUUUCCAUCUCCCCGUUUCAGUCGUUUGGAAAUUAAUAGAGAUGGGGUUACCUGACGGAGGAGGAGUGCAAAUAGCAACCGCCGUUGAUAUCCACCUCAAUCCUCAAUCGCCGGAUGGUGAAAAAAACGACAAGGUAACAAACGGCGGUGAUUGCGGAGAUCAAAAUACAGAGCAGGCUGAUUUGAAAGAUUCUUCUGUGGGUGAUUGUGAUAACAGAGAUGGUGGUUCAGAUGAGAUUGAGAAGAGAGAGAUCCAUGUAGAAGAAGAGGAGAAGGAAGAAGCGUUAGACGACGGCGAGGGUUUAAGGAACAACGGGAAUGGCGGAGAUGUUGAACAGACUAUGGUAUUUCCGCCACAUCCGCAGCUCCCAAGGCCGGAAGCACCACCGGGAGUCCUCAUUCCUAACACGGAGGAGGCGGAGAAAACGGAGAUGACUCCUUCAAUCAAACGAUCGAACUCCACGCCGGAAAGUGUCUCCGAUGCCGUACACAUACCAGCGAUUGGGAAAUUCUUUCGCGAGAAGAGUAAUAGCUUAUCGGCGGCGUUCACGAGGAGAUUAUCGUUAUUGACGGACAACGACGACGUCGUUUCCGAAAAACAGAAAAGUUCAAACGUAACAGAGUUCAAUUUAUCGGGACUCAAAGUGACAGUAAAGCUUAAGAACGAAAAGGACGAAAGUGAGCAGUUCAAAGGACGAAUCACCUUCUUUUCCCGAUCAAACUGCAGAGACUCGACGGCCGUUCGGUCGUUUUUCAGGGACCGGAAAUUACGCUACGUGGAGAUCAACAUCGACGUGUACCCAACCAGAGAGAAGGAGUUGAUCGAACGGACUGGAAGCAACGCCGUGCCUCAGAUCUUUUUCAACGAGAAACUCUUCGGCGGACUGGUGGCGUUAAAUUCGCUGAGAAAUUGUGGAUUAUUGGAUGAGAGGAUGAAGGAGUUGCUUUGCCGCAAGUGCCCCGACGACGCUCCUGCGCCACCGGUGUACGGAUUUGACGAUCCGGAGGAUGAAAAGAUGGACGAGAUGGUUGCGGCUGUUAGAGUACUACGGCAGAAGUUGCCGAUUCAAGACCGUUUGAUGAAGAUGAAGAUCGUAAAGAACUGCUUCUCCUCGUCGGAGAUGGUGGAGGUUUUGAUUCAGCAGUUUGACUGCGGGAGGAAGAAGGCUGUGGAGAUGGGGAAGCAGCUAGCAAGAAGACAUUUUAUCCAUCACGUUUUCGGGGAAAAUGAAUUCGAGGAUGGAAACCAUUUUUAUCGGUUUCUUGAGCACGAGCCUUUCAUUCCUCGAUGCUACAACUUCCGAGGUACUAACGAUCUCGAGCCAAAGUCUGCUAGUACAAUUAGCCUAAAACUCACCAAGAUUAUGUCUGCGAUGCUUGAAUCAUACGCCUCUGAAGACGGCUGCAAUCUUGAUUAUUUGGGCAUCAGCAACAGUGAGGAAUUCCGGAGAUAUGUAAAUCUGUCGCAAGAACUUCAAAGGGUGGAUAUAUCGACACUAUCAGUUUCCGAGAGGCUUGCCUUCUUUCUUAACCUACACAAUGCCAUGGUCAUUCAUGCUGUUAUCAGCAUCGGCCAUCCUGGGGCUGCUGUAAUCGAUAGGAGAUCCUUCAAUUCCGAUUUCAUCUAUGUUAUUGGAGGCUUCCCGUAUUCCCUAACAACAAUCGUUAAUGGUGUUCUUAGAAAUAACCGCAGACCACCUUACUCGUUCACAAAACCUUUUGGUUCUGGCGACAAGCGAUUAGAGCUGGCUUUCCCACAAGUUAACCCAUUGAUUCAUUUUGGUAUCUGCAACGGGUCCAAAUCAAGCCCGCCGGUGAGAUUCUUUACCCCCCAAGCGGUCGAAUCUGAACUAAGAUUUUCUGCACGCGAGUUUUUACAGAACGACGGGAUCCAAGUGGAUCUCGCUAAGAGGACAGUGCACCUCACUCGUAUCUUCAAGUGGUUUAGUGUGGAUUUCGGGCAGGAAAAGGAGAUCUUAAAGUGGAUCAUCGGGUACUUGGAUGCAACGAAAGCGGGGUUGUUGUCGCACCUUUUAGGUGAUGGGGGUGCUGUGCAUAUCGUUUACCAGAACUACGACUGGUCCCUGAAUUGCUGAUCGGUGCUGGGUGUGUAAAUAGGACCAUAAAUCAAUUGAAGUCCCAUUCUCUACAGAAAAAAGAAGCAAUAUUUGGUUUUAAAAUAGAUUUUAGACGAUGAUCUAAAAAACAGAUGUGUUUAUUGAAUGGUUUUUAAGUGUAUUUUUGUUUGAUUAAAGAACCCAUUUCAAAAGGAUUGGAAUGGAGUGAUGGUAUUUGUUUUUA
This is a messenger RNA of Cynara cardunculus var. scolymus (artichoke), 2301 nucleotides long. RefSeq lists its product as uncharacterized. The transcript is spliced from 6 exons. The coding region runs from base 42 to 2096 and encodes 684 amino acids. The record is from RefSeq and is a predicted model, not a curated record. Gene Ontology annotation, biological process: intracellular signal transduction. NCBI's taxonomy places the organism in Eukaryota, Viridiplantae, Streptophyta, Magnoliopsida, Asterales, Asteraceae.